Miscanthus lutarioriparius is the source of this 894-nucleotide messenger RNA. The record is from the annotation of a GenBank genome assembly. NCBI's taxonomy places the organism in Eukaryota, Viridiplantae, Streptophyta, Magnoliopsida, Poales, Poaceae.
AUGGAGUCGCCGUUCCGCGCGGACCUGCUGAGGGGCAAGGCGGCGCUGGUCACGGGCGGGGGCUCCGGCAUCGGCUUCGAGAUCGCCGCGCAGCUCGCGCGCCAUGGCGCGCACGUCGCAAUUAUGGGCCGCCGCCGCGAGGUCCUGGACAAGGCCGUCGUCGCGCUCCGCUCCGAGGGCCUCAAGGCUGUUGGUUUCGAUGGAGAUGUCCGCAAGCAAGAGGAUGCUGCCAGAGUGAUCGCAUCAACGGUUGAGCAUUUCGGCAAGCUGGACAUUCUUGUCAAUGGUGCUGCCGGCAACUUCCUUGCAUCCCCAGAGGAUUUGAAGCCCAAGGGAUUCCGAACUGUUCUUGACAUCGACACUGUGGGUACAUACACAAUGUGUUAUGAAGCCCUCAAGUAUCUCAAAAAGGGUGGACCAGGGAGAGGUCCUUCCUCUGGUGGCCUCAUCAUUAACAUAAGCGCAACACUGCAAUACACUGCAGCUUGGUACCAAAUUCAUGUCUCUGCUGCCAAGGCAGGUGUUGAUAGUAUCACAAGAUCGUUGGCUCUGGAAUGGGGAACAGACUACGACAUUAGAGUAAAUGGAAUUGCACCUGGACCAAUCCAAGACACUCCAGGAAUGAGGAAACUUGCGCCUGAAGAAAUGAACAAGGGGAAACGAGAAACGAUGCCAUUAUUUAAGCUUGGGGAGAAAUGGGACAUUGCAAUGGCCGCACUCUAUCUAGCUUCUGAUGCAGGAAAAUAUGUAAAUGGGGCUAUAAUUAUUGUCGACGGCGGCCUUUGGUUGAGUCGUCCUCGCCAUAUUCCCAAGGAGGAGGUGAAGGCGCUCUCUAAGGUUGUCGAGAAGAAGGUUAGGGCCUCUGGUGUUGGGGUGCCAUCCAGCAAAUUGUGA